This is a messenger RNA of Mercurialis annua (annual mercury), 1554 nucleotides long. RefSeq lists its product as uncharacterized. The record is from RefSeq and is a predicted model, not a curated record. Bases 1 to 1554 code for a protein of 517 amino acids. The transcript has 3 exons. Lineage: Eukaryota; Viridiplantae; Streptophyta; Magnoliopsida; Malpighiales; Euphorbiaceae.
AUGUCUUCUAUCAACUCUGAAUUUGAUAAUCCUGCAAGUCCAUUUUACUUACAUCCUAGUGAAAACCCAUCUUUAGUUUUAGUUUCUCCUUUACUGAAUGAUCAAAAUUAUCAUUCAUGGGCAAGAUCCAUGAAAAUGUGUUUGAUGUCUAAGAACAAACUCAAGUUUGUCAAUGGAAGUAUUUCUGUUCCAGCAAGAGAAGACCCAAUUUAUGCUAUUUGGGAGCGAUGCAAUACAAUGUUACUUUCUUGGAUACUUAGAUCUUUAUCCCCCUCUAUAGCACAAAGUAUUCUUUGGAUUGAUACAGCUUUGGAAGCUUGGAAAGAUCUGUUUGAUCGUUUUUCGCAAGGUAAUGCAAUUCGUAUAUCUGAUCUUCAAGAAGAAAUAUAUGUUUUUAAACAAAAUAAUUUGUCAGUUACAGAUUAUUUCACUCAAUUGAAGAUUUUAUGGGAUGAAUAUAUGAAUUUGAGGUUUGUUCCAACUUGCACUUGUAAUCCUCAGUGCAGUUGUGAAGCUUUAAAGAUUGUUAAGAGACAGCAAGAAGGAGAUUAUAUAAUUCGUUUUUUAAAGGGUUUAACAGAAAACUUUGCAACUGUUAGGACUCAAAUUUUAAUGGUUGAUCCUUUACCAAAGAUUAAUAAGGUGUUUUCUUUGGUGUUACAACAUGAAAGACAAAUUGGGAUAGGUUUUUCAGAUUCUUUGUCUGCUUUACAAAUUGCUGAACCUGCAGUUUUUGCAACUCAGGGAAAUUCUAAUUUUCAGAAAAGACCAUCUAAUGGGAAUUUUGGUAAUAAUAGGCCUUAUGGAAAUAGAUCUUCUGGUUACAACAAUAGACCUGGAAAUUUUGCUGGAAAUAGGUCAUAUGUGGAUAGAUCUUCUGGAAUAGAUAAACCAAUGUGUACAUUUUGUGGAUUUAGUGGACAUACUGUGGAAAUUUGCUUUAAAAAGCAUGGUUAUCCACCUGGUUACAAGCCUAGACCUAGAGUGCAGGGUUAUGUAAAUCAGGUAGGAGAAUUUGUUGCUGAAAAUGAACAAGACAGGUUUUAUAGUGAUCAAGAACAAAUGUGUUAUAAUGAGGAUGAAUUCAUUGAAAAUGAGAAGGCAGAAAGGGGUUUUACUCAAAAUCAAGAACAGAAUGUUCAUAAAGAAGAGGUACCUGUCUUUACACAAGAGCAGUACAAGCAACUCAUGAGCAUGCUUCAACAUAAUGCUUCAACUAGUGGUCACAAGGUUAAUACAGUGUCAACAAAUUUUGUUCCUAUUUCAGCACCAACAGACCAUGAUUCUGGUGUGCAUUUUUCUGCUUCUACUUCUGCUUUUAUUAGUUCUAAAAAUGAUUGUUGGAUCAUAGAUUCAGGAGCUACUGACCACAUUGAUGUUAUCAAUUGGAAGAUGAUUGGAUUAGCUAGGAAGAUGAUAGGGGUAGAAAUACCCCUAUAUUUAGGUAUACUUUUGAUACGGAAAAUGUGCAAGUAUGGCGUAAUUUGGAGUGAUUUUGAUGAUAUUCAGAGAUUGCAAGAGGUCGAAGUGGAGCAUGGGAGAAUCGAGGAGUAG